This is a messenger RNA of Protopterus annectens (West African lungfish), 1184 nucleotides long. Its product is annotated as vomeronasal type-2 receptor 26-like. Gene Ontology annotation, molecular function: G protein-coupled receptor activity. The coding region runs from base 143 to 1078 and encodes 311 amino acids. Gene Ontology annotation, cellular component: membrane. The record is from RefSeq and is a predicted model, not a curated record. Gene Ontology annotation, biological process: G protein-coupled receptor signaling pathway. Lineage: Eukaryota; Metazoa; Chordata; Ceratodontiformes; Protopteridae. The transcript is spliced from 2 exons.
UUGGCGUGAACUUGCUAAAGCAAGGUAUGCCCAUGACAACCUGUAAGUAGUUCUGAAAACAGGUAGGCCUUGAGGUACUGGUCGGUGGCUUACAGAAAAUUGCCACUUCAUAAGAUUAGGAGUGAAAUUAUUAGUUCAGUUGAUGUUGAUAUUGAACAAUUCCAUUUUGUGUCUGAAGUGCUCUAAGGAUGGCUGGCCCAGUGAGAGGCAGGACAAGUGCAUCAAGAAACUAACAGAGUUCCUUUCAUAUGAAGAACCAUUAGGCUCAAUAUUAACUGCAGUUUCCAUAUUUCUAGCAAUUGCCACUGCCGUCAUCCUAACAAUUCUUUUAAAGAACCAUCACACCCCUGUUGUCAAAGCAAACAAUAGGGAAAUUAGUUAUGUGCUUUUAUUCAGUCUUGUUCUGUGCUUCCUGUGUUCAUUAAUUUUCAUAGGCUACCCUGCUCAUAUGACAUGUGUAUUUCGUCAAGUCACUUUCGGUAUUAUUUUCACAUGUUCUGUCUCUUGUGUUUUAGCUAAAACCAUUGUGGUAGUUAUUGCCUUUAAUGCUUGCAAACCAAACAGCAGUCUACAGAAAUAUGCAGGACCCAGUCUACCAAGACUUGUAAUCAUACUAAAUAUGGCUGUUCAAAUUUUAAUAUGUGUUUCUUGGCUGAUUAUUUCUCCUCCAUAUCAGUAUGAAAAUACAGCUUCUGUAAUAGGGAGGAUCAUUAUCGAAUGUAAUGAAGGCUCAUCUGUUGCAUUUUGGUGUAUGCUAUCAUAUAUAGGCCUUUUAUCCACUAUAAGCCUUGUAGUCGCAUUUCUGUCAAGGAAGAUCCCAGACAGCUUUAAUGAAGCUAAAUUUAUUACUUUCAGUAUGUUGGUAUUUGUUAGUGUAUGGAUGUCAUUUAUACCAGCAUAUCUGAGCACGCAAGGGAAGUAUGUGGUAGCUGUGGAAAUAUUCGCCAUUAUAUCCUCUGGAGCUGGUCUGAUGUUUUGCAUAUUCAUUCCUAAGUGCUACAUUAUUCUACUUAGACCAGAAAUGAACACCAGAGACUACCUGUUGGGGAAGGGGGUGUUUAAGAAUGGGAACGUUUAAUUCAAGCAUUUGUAAGCAAUAGCUGAAAUAUAGAAAGAGAAAUUAGCCUACAUUUUUUUGUUAGUUAAUUCCUAAAACUGCAUUCAGGCACAAGAGAACUUGCCUU